Molecule: messenger RNA, 1128 nt
Organism: Drosophila miranda
Lineage: Eukaryota; Metazoa; Arthropoda; Insecta; Diptera; Drosophilidae
Exons: 2
Coding region: 307-1107 (266 amino acids)
Cellular component (GO): cytoplasm
Molecular function (GO): protein binding
Source: RefSeq, a predicted model, not a curated record
ACCACAAAUCUAAUAUACCCCAAUACUCAUUUUGAGUAUCGGGUAUAAAAAGGGCAUUUCUACAUGACACGACACACACCUUACACGCAGCAUCGAGCGCCACCUGCCGACACUCAAAGCUUUUCAAAAGCUGUUCCUUGAUUGUUAUUUGGUAUCGAUUGUUGACCUAUCAAAGGCGCCAGUUUCCGUUUCCCUGGCAACAGUUCAACGGGCGAAUCAAUUACCGUUUGUUUGGCGCUGUCAUAGAAAGGUGUCAGAUUUUCACACCAACUUUUGGCCCUGAUUGUAGCUACUAGGAGAAGCUCUAUGGAAAUGUCGAGUGUGCUGAACAACAUCCUCACCGUGGACAAGGAGCAGGAGCUUCUGCAGAGCUUCAUCCGGACGGGAGCCAAUGCAGACGAGGAGUCCUUGGACGAGUCGCACAAAAGGUCAAAGGGUCGCGGAAGUCGCAGCUCCCACAAGCCGCCCAUAUGGGAUCGCCGCGAGUCGCGCGGCGGACGCAGGUCGUCGGGCGAUCGUGCGGGGGGUGGCAAGCAGGCUGAAGACGGUGGCGACGGUGCCGGAGGCAAGCGUGGCAACCGCAUCGAGGCAGAGCUACGGGCAGCCCGAAAACGCAUCGAGGAGCAGAUUGCCAAGAAAAAGAAGCCCAAGGAGAACUUCGUGGACUUCUACACGGACAAGGAUCGAGCGGCUGCCGUUAGCGCCGGGGCUUUCGACAUCAAACAGAAGCAGGACCGCAACGAGGCGCUACUAAUACCCGACGAGGCAGACAUAAGCUCGGUCAUAGCUCUGGGGCUCAAGGAGAUCAAGAAUGCCAAUCCCGAGAAUGCCAUCCACUUCUUCUGCAAGGCUCUGGAGCUGAGGAGCACGGACAUCAAUGCCUUGAUAUCGCGCAGUAAGUGCUAUCUGCUGCUGGGCGAAGCCUCCAAGGCACUGCAGGACGCGGAGACAGCCCUCGGAGAGGAGAAGAACAAUAUACGAGCCAUCUACCAAAAGGCGGAGUCGCUCUACUAUUUGGACCAGUUCGAGCAGAGCCUCAUGUUCUUCCACCAAUUGCAAACUCCCAAUUUCUUGGAUAUUGUAUUUCUUCAUAUAUUGUACGAGUAGUCAAGUCGAACUCAAGUGCGA